Messenger RNA from Brettanomyces bruxellensis, 1320 nucleotides. RefSeq lists its product as uncharacterized. Gene Ontology annotation, biological process: tRNA methylation. The transcript has a single exon. The coding region runs from base 1 to 1320 and encodes 439 amino acids. Lineage: Eukaryota; Fungi; Ascomycota; Pichiomycetes; Pichiales; Pichiaceae. The record is from RefSeq and is a predicted model, not a curated record. Gene Ontology annotation, cellular component: tRNA (m1A) methyltransferase complex.
AUGCUUAGGUUUGUUAGAGGGUAUGCCACAAAGUUCCGGCCCGGCGAUCUGGUGAUAAUCCGGCCUCUACGAAAAGGUGUUACGCCAAAAAAAUGGCUUUCUAAUGCUUUGGAGCCUGGAAAGAAACUAAACAUAGAUACAGGUUCUUUUCCUCACGAGGAAAUCAUUGGCACGUAUCCACGCUCCAGAAUAUAUGAAACGAGAGGGAAAAAGUUAUUCAAGUACAUUGUGAGUGCACCAACUACCGAAGAGUAUAUAAAUAUGACUGGAAGAGAUGCCCAGCCCAUAUAUCCGUAUGAUGCCUCUUCAAUGGUUGCUUUAGCAGAUAUUCACAUGGAUUUCCCGGAAGUAGAUGCUGCCGGCAACUUAGUGAAUCCUCCUUUUCAAUAUUUUGAGGCCGGAACCGGCCAUGGCUCGCUCACUUUGCAAAUUUGUAAGGCUAUACACUCUGCAAAUGCAUAUGCCAAGUUUAGCGGUGAUCCGGCGAAGAGGGGGGCUAUUUUGCAUUCUCUUGAUUGCAACGAACGUCAUUCGAAGACAGGUCAGAGAACUAUUGCUCAUUUCCACAAUGGAAUGUAUAAGAGCGAUGUUGAGUUCCAUAUUGCCGAAUCUCCAUCUGAGUGGCUAGAAAAUGAAGCUUCCGAGUGGAGAGCACUAUGGCCUCGUGAAAAUGAGGAGUCUGGCCUUGAGGAAAAGCAGGCAUUUCUCUCGGGGGCAUUUCUUGAUAUGGGAGGAUUUGAAAAGCAUUUAGAGACCGUAUCAAAGAAUUUGCUUCUAGAUGCUCCAUUGCUAAUAUUUUGUCCAUCUCUUACUCAGGUGAUGGAUGCGCUCAAACUUAUUGAUGCAAACCCUGGCAUUAGACUUCAAUUUGUUCGUACAAUUCAAUUGCCCCCGGGUGUUGGUGGUGGUUUGAAGGAAUGGGAUACCAGGAAGACUUUUAUUAAGGCCACUGGAGAAGAGGGAUGGGUUUGCAGGCCUAAAGUUGGCAUUAGGGUUUGUGGCGGUGGCUUUAUCCUAAUUUUCAAAAAGCCUACUUUGAAUAUCGACAUCCAGAAAGAGCUUCAGGAGAUCAAGGAUUAUAUUCCUGAGCCAAAAGAGGAGUAUGCUCCGGGUGUUUCUUCCGAGGAUAUGUCUAAAAAUUCAUCUCAAGCUGUUUCUAAAGAUGCCUCUGUAGAAUUAUCAACUGAUUCCACUUCUGGCACUCCUAAGGAUGAGCAUUCGGUCCAGGCAGCCAAUGCAAAUGCCGAUAAACCAGAAAAGACGAAAGAUGACGUUUCCGAGCAUCACACUUCACAUAGUAAUGCAGACGGCAGCAGCUAA